This is a messenger RNA of Pimephales promelas (fathead minnow), 3056 nucleotides long. The record is from RefSeq and is a predicted model, not a curated record. Lineage: Eukaryota; Metazoa; Chordata; Actinopteri; Cypriniformes; Leuciscidae.
GCCAGUCUGGGGACCCAGUCAGAGAGGUAAUCGAAAGAUCAUUCUAUGUCGAUAAUUGUCUACAUAGUCUUCACUCUCCCAGAGAGGCCAGAGACCUAGUUGACCAAUUAUGUUCUCUCUUAACCACCGGAGGGUUUGAGCUUCGACAAUGGGCCAGUAAUUGCCCGUCAGUGGUUACUCACCUCCCUUCUGAGUCAAGAUCAAAUACCUGUGACCUCUGGCUUAGUCAUGGCCAACAAGAUACCCAUGAGUCUACGCUCGGACUACACUGGCAUUGUCAGUCUGACACCCUACGUUACAAACACAGAGGUAGCCGCUGCUCUACUGUGACAAUGCGCAGUAUCUACCACGUGCUGGCCAGCCAAUAUGACCCUCUCGGUUAUAUGAUCCCUUACACCACCCGGGCGAAGGUAUUGGUCCAGCGAUUAUGGGAUAAGAAGCGCGAGUGGGAUGAUCCGCAGUUACCUGAAGAACUCAUUACUUCAUGGUUAGAGUGGGAGAAAGAGUUGAGUGGGAUAGAGAAGAUAUCCUUACCUCGGUGCUAUGUCAGCUCGCAGAUGGAUCACCAGUCCUGUAGAUACGACAUCCACGUUUUCUGUGAUGCAUCUGAGCAGGCGUAUGGUUCCGUGGCCUAUCUGCGGACAGAGGACAAAGAAGGUCAAGUGGAAGUCAUCUUUGUCGCCGCCAGAUCCCGCGUUGCGCCCCGGAAGCAGCAAUCUAUACCCCGCUUAGAGCUGUGUGCCGCUCUCACUGGAGCACAACUCUCCCAACUCCUGAAUACAGAGCUUACAAUUCCCAUUCACUCCACUACGCUCUGGUCAGACUCCACCACCGUGCUCACAUGGCUUACUUCCAGCUCAUGUCGCUACAAGGUGUUCGUAGGAACACGGGUGGCGGAGAUCCAAGAGAUAACAGCUUCAGCCAACUGGCGCUAUGUCAGAUCUGCAGACAAUCCAGCGGAUGACAUCACUCGAGGCAAGCCUCUACGUGACCUUGCUACAGGGAGCCGUUGGAGCCAGGGACCAGCCUUCCUCAAGCUGCCACCGGCUAGUUGGCCCGGGCAGCCCCCUCUGUCGUUCGAAGAGUCAAGCAGUGAGUUGAGACAGUCAGCUUUCUCUGGGUUAGUGACCACAACUGCACACUCACUUCAGUCACCUCACUAUAACACACUGUCAGAGUGUCUGAAUGCCUAUGGACAGAAGCUUCACGGGGCGGCCUACUCUUCCAGUGCUGAUCUCCAAAGAGACGUUCAACAUGCAGUCCUUCGCCAAGCUCAGUCAGAGUCCUUUCCUGAUGAGUUGAAACUUCUGAAGUCCGAUAAACCAGUGUCAGCCUCUAGCAGAUUGGUUUCACUCUCCCCUGAGCUUGACGUUGCUACUGGAUUGAUUCGUGUAGGAGGCCGUCUCCGACAUUGUGAGGUACUAGAAGCAGAUGUUGCUCAUCCAGUGGUCCUUGACCCUCGACAUCCUACUACAGAGUUGAUUAUCAAGGAUUAUGAUGAGAGAUUGUGUCACCCCGGAACAGAGAGACUGUUCACAGAGAUCCGAAGGUCAUACUGGAUUCUGAGAGGUCGAGAAGCUGUCCGCCGAUACCAGCGUCAGUGUACGCAGUGUAGGAAAUGGAAAGGUCGUCCAGAAAUUCCCCUCAUGGCCGACCUACCCCUGACCAGACAGAGAUAUUUUCGUCCAGCUUUCUACUCGACUGGCAUGGACUGUUUCGGCCCUUUCAUUAUUAAGAUCGGUCGUCGGAACGAGAAGAGGUGGGGCAUAAUCUUCAAGUGUAUGACCACCAGGGCCGUCUAUCUUGAUCUUCUCACCAGUAUCGACUCUGACUCGUUCUUGAUGUCCCUACGACGGUUCAUCGCACGGCGAGGGAAACCGUACGAGUUAUUGAGCGACCAAGGCACCAACUUUAAGGGAGGUGAACGGGAAUUAGAUGACUCUUUCGCCACCCUCCAAGAGGCACUACAGAGUCACCUCGCCAGCCAGCAGAUAAAGUUUGUUUACAACCCGCCAGGUGCCCCACACUUUGGCGGUUGCUGGGAGAGAGAGAUCCGCUCGAUCAAAACAGCCCUCAGAGUGACCAUCGGGACUCAGACUGUCACUGAGGAAGUCUUGAGAACAGUUCUGAUCGAGGUUGAAGGUAUUCUCAACUCAAAGCCUCUUGGGUACACCUCCUCGGAUGUGGCCGACCCCGAUCCAAUAACCCCAUACUGCUUCAUAAUCGGCCGUCGAGACGCAUCCUUACCUCAGGUAGUCUACCAAGAGUCCGAGAUCCUGAGUCGCAGGCGCUGGCGCCACAGCCAACUGCUGGCUGACCAUUUUUGGAGACAUUUUCUCAAGUACUACUUACCUAGUCUCCAAGCUCGCCAGAAGUGGCAGACUGAGAGGAAGUCGUUGCAGAGUGGAGAUGUGGUCAUGAUCGUCGACCCCCAACUUCCUCGUGCUCUCUGGCCAGUAGGCAAGAUCACUCAGGUGUUUCCAGGCACCGAUGGGCGGGUCCGGACAGCCAGCGUAGAUGUUAAGGGUAGGACUUACACGCGGAUUGCGGCUCGCCUCAUCCAGCUUCCAGCUCUACCUGAGGAUGACCAGGACAAAAUGUAGGCCUUUUCAAGAUGAUCGAAUUCAAUUCUUGAAUUCGGGGGCGGCUGUACAAAAGGCCCGGAUACCUUUAAAUGUCCUGGACGAUUUCAACCAAUCAUAGAGUACAAGGUUGCCAUAGUGACAUUCGUGCUGAGGUGAAUUGGUGCUGAGGUGGAUUCAGUCGGAGAGAGAAGACGCAUCAUAAUUAUUAGUUAAGAUACUUGACAGUUUCAGUUUAGUUAAUCUGUAGUGUUCGACGAUUAUUCAGCUGGUUUACAUAUACAUUGAGUCGCUGUGUGCGUACAUACCAAAACCACACCUACAUACCCCAUAUGUAAAUCAACCAGCUCUUCAGUAAAUAAGUGAAGUUUGAACCCUGCCUGGUGUGUCUGUUCAACUAAGCCUCAUCUUAUACAGUUCUGACCGACUGCCUGCUGCGUUUCACAUCCUUUAAAAUUAGUCUACUAUCGAACC